This is a messenger RNA of Dunckerocampus dactyliophorus (ringed pipefish), 2469 nucleotides long. RefSeq names its product FH2 domain-containing protein 1-like. The transcript has 12 exons. Bases 123 to 2324 code for a protein of 733 amino acids. The record is from RefSeq and is a predicted model, not a curated record. NCBI's taxonomy places the organism in Eukaryota, Metazoa, Chordata, Actinopteri, Syngnathiformes, Syngnathidae.
CUUUCGCCAAACUAACCUUACUGUUUUUACCUCCCUGAUUUAACAAGAACGCGACUGUGUCGUCUGAACUUGACAGCUACACUUGUGAAACAUCACGACUGAGACUGUCAUCCCUGGAUGAUAUGGAGGCAGCUGUGAUCUCCUCUCAGGAAUCUUUUCGGGAAGAUUCCCACCUCAACGCAUCCUUGUCUGCUCCUCUUCCUCCGCCGCCUCCUCCACCACCUCCUCCCUGUCUCCUUCCUCCCCCGGCCUUCUCAUGCAGCGUCCAGCGACGCUCCAUGAAAAAGCUAAACUGGGACACCAUUCCCAGCCAGCGCGUGCUGGGCAAGUUAAACGUGUGGACCUCCAAGCUGCCUCAGAGAGACUUGGUGCUGGACAUCCGUAGCAUGGAGGAGCUCUUCAGUCAUGUGGACAAGCGGUCCUCGCGGGCCUUGCAGUCAAAGGUUACGGGCCUCAAGAAGAAUGAAGGCAUAGAGGUUUGCCCCCCGGAGCAUCAGGUGACGAUUCUACACUCCAAAAAGAGUAUGAAUAUCGGCAUCUUCCUCAGACACUUUAAGAGGCCGGUGGCAGAAAUGGUACAGGACAUCCGCCAAGGCAACUGGCGCAGGUUCGGCAGUGGCAAGCUGAAGGAGCUGUGCAAGCUGCUGCCAGAGGAAAGUGAGGUGAAGCAGCUGCUGUCAUUCAGCGGAAACCUCUCGUUCUUACCCGAGGCCGACCAGUUCAUGGUGCAGCUGGUCAAAGUGCCGCGUUAUGAGGAGCUGCUUAAGAUGAUGGUGCUGCGUGAGGAGUUCUUGCCUCUCAUGGAGGAGGUGAAGAACUCGCUGGCAGUCAUGAUCAAAGCAGCCAACGAGCUGCUGGACUGCGACGACCUCCACACUGUCAUUCGUCUGGUGUUGAAAGCUGGCAACUACAUGAACUCUGGAGGCUACAGCGCCAACGCUAUCGGCUUCAGGAUGACGUCGCUGCUCAACCUGGCCGACACCAAGGCCAAUAAGCCCGGCAUGAACCUCAUGCACUACGUUGCCAAGCAAGCGGAGGACAUCGACGUGGAGCUGCUGACGUUCCCCAGCCAGAUGGAACACAUCGGAAAGGCGUCAAGAAUCUGCAAAGACGAAGUGGUGGCUGACUUUGAGAGAGAGCUGAAGAAAAUCAAGGAGGUCAAGUUGUACACGAGCAGACAUCCCGACCUCUUCCAGCAGAUGGAGACCUUUUUCGUGCAGGCCGAGGCCCAGCUAUCUGACGUGGAGUUCUUUCUGCAUGACUUGAACGUGCUGAGCUGCGCCGUGGCCGAGUAUUUCUGCGAGGACCCGUCCUCCUUCAAGCUGGAGGAGUGCUGCUCAAUCUUCCACUCUUUCUGCAGGCGCUUUGCCACGGCCGUGCAGGAGAACCGUGAGCGCGAGGCAGCAGAGCAGAGGUGUAGGAGGAAGGAGAGCAUCCGUAUGGCACCCAGGCGCAGGUCCACCGUCUUGGGCCCUGGACUGGAAACCAGCCUAGAGUCGGCUUUGCACAGUCUGCUGUCCACCGCUCCAGAAGGUGUCUCCAGGUGCAGGAAGACCCCGCAGUCCUCCAUCCAGGAGUCUCCUGUCAUUCAUCCAUCUGGAAACAAGCCAGAGCCCACCUCUCAAGAGAGUCCCGAGAAGAAACAAGCCAAACUUCUAGAGGAGGACACAGAAAAGUUGUUUGAAAUGUCCACAGAAGGACAAAAUGACGACAAAUCUGCCAGCUCUCACGUGGAGAGAGCAUUGGACAGUCCAGCUACUCCUUGUACUCCUCGGCCAAGAACCAGAGACUUCUUCUUUGCCAACAAUGGCGACGCGGGCUCUCCAUGGACUAUCCUGAGUCCUCUGACUUGCUCCCAAAGACACGCCCCCCAGAGGAAGCGCCACAUUCAGCAGCACAGACCCUCCAUGUCUGACGAGGACGACCUUGAUGACGGAGUGUGGGAAAGCAGAGGAAAUCCAGCAAGUUCCUCCAUGGGAGGCGGUCCGGCAUCUCUCUUAGAGGGUCCCAGAGAGCGAGCUGUCUCCAAAGGUCCUUUUAUGAGGUCUGCCUCCAUGGACGAGACCAGGCCGUCUCCAGCACCCGCCUUCCGACUGGGGAAUUUGUUCCAGAGAAACGUGGGCCAAAGGUCCUACUCCUCAGACUCCAGGACAGAAAGGACAAUGGUGUCCCAAGCCAAAGCUUCACUGGACACUGACAAGACAGGGAACCACACAGACGGACUACCAAACAACUUCGGCAUCAUCUCCUUCUUCAGACGCUUUGGAGGCAGAAGCAAAGCUGGAGAUGUCGAGGAGAUCAUCUUGAAAGGCUCCAAUACUUGAUGCUCCUCUUCUUUGUGUGUAAUGUUCAUGUUAUUCUGUUUUUACUGUUUUUAACUUCCUGUAGCAAGCAAGGCAACAAGGAAUUUGUUUUGGUCCAUUGGGACUUUUUGGGAGUCAAUCCAUACUCAAAAAGCCACCGCCUUUU